CAUUUGAUAACCCUACAACAUAUCCGCGACGGCUCCUCCGAUACUUAGCUUUGCUCGUCUCACAAUAUUCGGUACUUAUACGCAACAGCAUGGCACAGAAUACGCCAGACGAGACUCUUUCCCUUCUUACUCGCCUGAGCCAGAAGCCAGGAGUGCAGAGCACGCUGGUCUUGUCCCGCGAAACUGGAGCCAUCGUGCGAACGUCCGGCUUGAUCUCGAAUUCCACGUCCGCAAACCCAAAUAGCACCCUUCCCGCAUCGAGCGGAGCUGCGCCAGAGAACUACACCAAUGGCAAGAAGGAGGGCGGCAUCCAGAGCGCUGAGGACGUAGCGAGCAUGGUAUGGUCAUUCAUAAGUGCUGCAAGCAGUCUGGUGGAGGGUCUAGACAAGGAAGAUGAGGUCAAGCUGCUGCGCCUCAGGACGAAGAAGAAUGAGUUGGUUAUAGUACCAGAUCCCAAGUUCAUUCUUGUGGUAAUACAUGAUACCCCGCCGGCAUGAAGAUCCACGCAAGCUUCCCUUCAGCGUUCGAAUGACACUCCUCCUACUCAGACCCAGCAAUUUCAGUGCAUUUACCAGUGCGUCUCACUGAUCUCGACCGUGUUCACAUCGACGCCCUCCUUAAACCAACGAUC
Trematosphaeria pertusa is the source of this 631-nucleotide messenger RNA. RefSeq lists its product as uncharacterized. Gene Ontology annotation, biological process: microtubule-based movement. The transcript has 3 exons. Bases 90 to 497 code for a protein of 135 amino acids. NCBI's taxonomy places the organism in Eukaryota, Fungi, Ascomycota, Dothideomycetes, Pleosporales, Trematosphaeriaceae. The record is from RefSeq and is a predicted model, not a curated record. Gene Ontology annotation, cellular component: cytoplasm; cytoplasmic dynein complex. Gene Ontology annotation, molecular function: dynein intermediate chain binding.